AUGUCAAACACCUUGUUCUGGGAUGGGACGCCCAUGCCCUUGCUCUCCUCUGCCCCACGGUUUCCCUCGGCCCCUCGCCCUUGCUCUCAGCCCCUCGCCCUUGCUCUCAGCCCGUCGCCCUUGCCCUCAGCCCCUCGCCCUGCCCUCAGCCCCUCGCCCUUUGCUCCAUGUCCUCGCUCUCUGUCCUUCGCUCUCUGUCCUUCGCUCUGUCCUUCACCCUUUGCUCUCUGUCCUCCGCCCAUUCUCUCUCGCCCUUUCUCUCUGUCCUUCGCCCUUCGCUCUCUCUCCUUCGCCCUUCGCUCUCUGUCCUUCGCUCGUUGCUCUCUCUCCUUCGCCCUUUCCUCUCUGUCCUUCGCUCGUUGCUCUCUCUCCUUCGCCCUUCCUCUCUAUCCUUCGCUCGUUGCUCUCUGUCCUUCGCCCUUCACUCUCUCUCCUUCGCUCGUUGCUCUCUGUCCUUCGCCCUUCGCUCUCUCUCCUUCGCUCGUUGCUCUGUCCUUCGCCUUCGCUCUCUCUCCUUCGCUCGUUGCUCUGUCCUCCGCCCAUUCUCUCUCGCCCUUUCUCUCUGUCCUUAGCCCUUCGCUCUCUCUCCUUUGCCCUUCGCUCUCUGUCCUUCGCUCGUUGCUCUCUCUUCCUUCGCCUUUCCUCUCUGUCCUUCGCUCGUUGCUCUCUGUCCUUCGCCCUUCGCUCUCUCUCCUUCACUCGUUGCUCUCUGUCCUUCGCCCUUCGCUCGUUACUCUGUCCUUCGCCCUUCGCUCUCUCUCCUUCGCUCGUUGCUCUCUGUCCUUCGCCCUUCGCUCUCUCUGCUUCGCUCGUUGCUCUGUCCUUCGCCCUUCGCUCUCUCUCCUUUGCUCGUUGCUCUGUCCUUCGCCCUUCGCUCUCUCUCCUUCGCUCGUUGCUCUGUCCUUCGCCCUUCGCUCUCUCUCCUUUGCUCGUUGCUCUGUCCUUCGCCCUUUGCUCUCUCUCCUUCGCUCGUUGCUCUGUCCUUCGCCCUUCGCUCUCUCUCCUUCGCUCGUUGCUCUCUGUCCUUCGCCCUUCGCUCUCUCUCCUUCGCUCGUUGUUCUGUCCUUCGCCCUUCGCUCUCUCUCCUUCGCUCGUUGCUCUCUGUCCUUCGCCCUUCGCUCUCUCUCCUUCGCUCGUUGUUCUGUCCUUCGCCCUUCGCUCUCUCUCCUUCGCCCUUCGCUCUCUCUCCUUCGCUCGUUGCUCUGUUCUCCGCCCAUUCUCUCUCGCCCUUUCUCUCUGUCCUUCGCCCUUCGCUCCCUCUCCUUUGCCCUUCGCUCUCUGUCCUUCGCUCGUUGCUCUCUCUCCUUCGCCUUUCCUCUCUGUCCUUCGCUCGUUGCUCUCUGUCCUUCGCCCUUCGCUCUCUCUCCUUCACUCGUUGCUCUCUGUCCUUCGCCCUUCGCUCUCUCUCCUUUGCUCGUUGCUCUGUCCUUCGCCCUUCGCUCUCUCUCCUUCGCUCGUUGCUCUGUCCUUCGCCCUUCGCUCUCUCUCCUUUGCUCGCUGCUCUGUCCUUCGCCCUUCGCUCUCUCUCCUUCGCCCUUCGCUCUCUCUCCUUCGCUCGUUGCUCUGUCCUUCGCCCUUCGCUCUCUCUCCUUCGCUCGUUGCUCUGUCCUUCGCCCUUCGCUCUCUCUCCUCGCUCGUUGCUCUGUCCUUCGCCCUUCGCUCUCCCUCCUUCGCUCGUUGCUCUGUCCUUCGCCCUUCGCUCGUUGCUCUGUCCUUCGCCCUUCGCUCUCUCUCCUUCGCUCGUUGCUCUGUCCUUCGCCCUUCGCUCUCUCUCCUUCGCUCGUUGCUCUUUCCUUCGCCCUUCGCUCUCUCUCCUUCGCCCUUCGCUCUCUCUCCUUCGCCCUUCGCUCUCUGUCCCUAGGCGCGGUCAUGCCGCCACAUGGGCGGCGCGUAUGGGGUGACAGCAGCGCGCAUGGCGGGACAUCGACUCGUUGUACUAAACAGCUUAAGCUAGCGUGGUAUACGCCAUUUCGGUGA
Molecule: messenger RNA, 1977 nt
Organism: Closterium sp. Yama58-4
Lineage: Eukaryota; Viridiplantae; Streptophyta; Zygnematophyceae; Desmidiales; Closteriaceae
Source: the annotation of a GenBank genome assembly